GUUUAGCCUGUUGGGGAAUUUUCUGAAGCAGCAGAGAAGCACAAGAAGAAGAAGGAGAAAGAAAGGUCCCUCCUUUAUGAGAAGAUUCAGUACAGAAAACCACAAGAAGUGAAGAAACCACAAGAAGCUUAGUUUAUAUAUGAAGAGAAAGAGAGAAGUGGAAAAGGAACCUGAAAUGAGGUCUGCAACUGCAGAGCUUUCAGUGUUGGCUCAGUUCAAACCUGUUGAUCAUGCCGCUUCUGACAUACCCACCAAGCCCUUCCUCUCUGUUUGCAAUUUGAUCCUUCAAUUUCUUGAUAAGGUAGGACCGACAAUGACUGUUCUAAGACAAGACAUUCAUCAGAAUAUUCAGAGGUUGGAGAGCCUAUAUGAGUCUGAUCCUUCCAUGUAUUCAAAUAUGGUAGAAAUUCUUAAGAAAGAGACAAAUGAAGGGAGUACUAGGAAGCUCACCAGCUGUAGCAGAGCGUUUCUGUGGCUGACAAGGUCCCUGGAUUUUAUAGUGUCCUUAUUGCAGAAGUUAAAAGAAGAACCUAGGAUGAGCAUGGAGCAAGCAGUAGAGGAAGCGUAUAGCCUCACUCUUAAGCCAUGGCAUGGAUGGAUAUCAUCUGCUGCUUUCAAAAUAGCUCUGAAACUUGUGCCUGAUAGCCAAACCUUUGCUAAUCUUCUAAUGGCCAAAGACAAAAAAAAUGACACCCUUUCGGAGGAAAUCGACUCCUUCAUUUCCCGGCUCUCGCCUUUUCUAGAAGAUAUCCAUUCUAUUCUGAGACUGUACAGGUUAGAUCGCUUGAAGUCUGCAUAGAGCGAGACCAAGGGACAAAAGAAGAACAAUUUCACAAGUUUUGAGUUCUCUUUGUUUCAUUUACAUUUUCUUACAUGUAAAUACACUGUCAUACGCGUAUCAUAGGAAAUUUUCCUUGUUUUCCAUCCAAACUUGGUGCAGGUAUUGUAUGCAUACACUUAUGGUCUUUCUGUUUCAUACAGAUGUAAUAGGUAGGUUUGCCAUGUAACUUGUAGAAUUACUAGGCCUCGAGUCGAAUCUGUAAUCUUGAACUGCAUAAUAUAUGGUGUUUUCUGUUUA
Cucurbita pepo subsp. pepo (vegetable marrow) is the source of this 1078-nucleotide messenger RNA. RefSeq names its product glycolipid transfer protein 3. The record is from RefSeq and is a predicted model, not a curated record. Gene Ontology annotation, cellular component: cytoplasm; membrane; cytosol. Gene Ontology annotation, molecular function: ceramide 1-phosphate transfer activity; ceramide 1-phosphate binding. Lineage: Eukaryota; Viridiplantae; Streptophyta; Magnoliopsida; Cucurbitales; Cucurbitaceae. Gene Ontology annotation, biological process: intermembrane lipid transfer; ceramide transport.